Messenger RNA from Gilbertella persicaria, 3645 nucleotides. RefSeq names its product CPSF A subunit region-domain-containing protein. Gene Ontology annotation, biological process: mRNA splicing, via spliceosome. Gene Ontology annotation, cellular component: U2 snRNP; nucleus. The record is from RefSeq and is a predicted model, not a curated record. Lineage: Eukaryota; Fungi; Mucoromycota; Mucoromycetes; Mucorales; Choanephoraceae. The transcript has 3 exons. Bases 1 to 3645 code for a protein of 1214 amino acids. Gene Ontology annotation, molecular function: protein binding; U2 snRNA binding.
AUGUUUUUGUAUAAUCUGACCAUCAAUCCAUCCACUGCCAUUAACCAAGCUAUUCAUGGUAAUUUUUCGGGCACGCGUCAACAAGAAAUUAUUGUGGCUCGACAAACACGUCUUGAAUUAUUAAAACCCGAUGCCACAUCUGGCAAAGUACAUACUGUUCUCUCACACGAAUGUUUUGGACUUAUUCGUACUAUAGCUCCUUUUCGUUUAACAGGUGGCACCAAAGAUUAUAUUGUGGUGGGUUCUGAUUCAGGUCGUAUUGUGAUUUUAGAAUACAAUCCUACCAAAAACACGUUUGAUAAAAUUCAUCAAGAAACGUAUGGUAAAACAGGCUGUCGUCGUAUUGUGCCUGGCCAAUAUUUAGCUGCUGAUCCCAAGGGACGUGCAGUCAUGAUUGGUGCUGUCGAGAAACAAAAAUUGGUCUAUAUCUUGAACCGUGAUUCAGCUGCCAACCUGACUAUUUCUUCACCACUAGAAGCACAUAAGAGUCAUACAGUACAUCAUCAUAUUGUCGCUGUCGAUGUUGGAUUUGAAAACCCCAUGUUUGCUUGUCUCGAAGUCGAUUAUACAGAUGCAGAUAGUGAUCCUACAGGCCAAGCAGCCAAAGAAGCAGAAAAGAUGUUGACGUACUAUGAACUUGAUUUGGGCUUGAAUCAUGUCGUUCGAAAAUGGAGCGAACCUGUGGACCGUCAAGCGAAUCUGUUGAUUCCUGUGCCUGGUGGUAAUGAUGGACCUUCAGGUGUUUUGGUCUGCAGCGAGAAUUUCAUUGCUUACAAGCAUCCUGAACUAGAAGAACUACGUAUCCCUAUUCCUCGCCGUGCUCAACCACUUGAAGACCCUACACGCGGCAUCAUCAUUGUCACAUAUGCAGUCCAUCGUAUGCGUGUGGAUAAAAAGACCCAAUUCUUUUUCUUAUUACAGUCAGAAGAAGGCGAUCUUUACAAGGUCACUAUGGACCAUGAUCAAGGUGCUGUGAAUGGUUUGACAAUCAAGUAUUUUGAUACGAUUCCUAUUGCUACUUCACUCUGUAUUCUGAAGAGCGGGUUCUUGUUUGUGGCUAAUGAGUUUGGAAACCACCAUCACUAUUUCUUUGAAAGCCUUGGUGAUGAUGACGAUGACCCAGAAAUCUCUUCUGCAGAUUAUAUGGAAGCAGAAGCAGAACAAGAAGAAAGACCCUUGGUUUACUUUAAACCACGUCCCUUAAAGAACCUCUCGCUUGUAGACGAAUUGAGCUCCAUGGCUCCCCUGAUGGAUGCUAAAGUACUGAAUUUGGCAGAUGAAGAAACCCCUCGUAUCUAUUCUAUCUGUGGUAGAGGGUCCAGAUCCACAUUCCGUAUCUUGAACCAAGGUCUAGAGGCUUCUGAGCUGGCUGUCAGUGAAUUGCCAGGUAAUCCAAGUGCUGUCUGGACAACGAAGCUGAAGGCAGAAGAUGCUUAUCAUGCCUAUAUCGUUGUUUCCUUUGCAAACGCUACCCUUGUGUUGUCGAUUGGUGAGACUGUAGAAGAAGUACAAGACACUGGCUUCUUGACACAGGAACCCACCUUGGCUGUCCAACAGAUGGGUGAUGAUGCCCUUAUUCAAGUUCAUCCCAAGGGUAUUCGACAUAUCUUGGCAGGGGGUCGAGUAAAUGAAUGGAAAGCACCUACAGGUCAAAAGAUCAUGGAAGCAGCUACCAACAGCCGUCAGAUUGCGAUUGCUUUAUCCAAUGGUGAAAUUGUCUAUUUUGAAUUGGACACCAUGGGUCAAUUGAAUGAACAUCAAGAACGUAAACAGAUGUCGACUGCCAUUUCUGCCUUGGCCUUGGGUGAUGUGCCUGAAGGAAGACAGCGAUCGCGUUAUUUGGCUAUCGGUUGUGAAGAUCAGACAGUCCGCAUCUUGAGUUUGGAUCCUGAUGCUUGUCUCGAACCUGUGUCGAUGCAAGCAUUACAAGGCGUUCCUUCCAGUCUUUGCAUUGUGGAAAUGAUGGACACAGGCAUUGAGCUAGGCCAUGGUACGACGUAUCUCAAUAUCGGUAUGUCCAAUGGUCUCUUGUUGCGUACUGCUCUGGACACCAUUACAGGUCAAUUGUCAGAUACGCGUACACGAUUCCUGGGUCCAAAGAGCGUCAAGUUAUUCAAGAUCCUUAUUCAAGGAUUGCCUGCUGUCUUGGCCUUGUCCACCAAACCUUGGGUAAGCUAUACGUUCCAGAACAGACUGUACUUGACUCCCCUCAGUUAUGAAAUGCUGGAAUACGGUAGUGCGUUUGUGAGUGAACAAUGUCCUGAAGGUGUGGUGGCUGUGGCAGGCAACACACUUCGUAUCUUUACAGUUGAAAAACUCGGUAAUGUGUUCAACCAGGUCUCUAUUCCUCUCAAAUACACACCACGCAAAUUCGCUCUUCAUCCACCUUCACGUACGUUUGUGGUCUUGGAAAGUGACCACGCUACUUACUCUGAUGCAGCCAAGACACAAGGUAUUCAUGACAAGGAACAAGAAGGAUUUGAGAUUGACCCUGAUAUCACGCACCUGGACCCUGUCCAAUUUGGUCAUGUACGCAACAAGCCUGGUCAAUGGGCUAGUUGUAUUCGUCUGAUUGAGCCUUUCCAAGGCCUUACGCUACAGACGAUUGAACUGGACGAGAAUGAAGCGGCCUUUAGUGUGGCCAUGGUUCAGUUCCGCCACAAUCCUCAUGCCACAGACCCUGCAGAGCAGUUCAUUGUGGUAGGCACAGGCCAAGAUGUGACAUUACAGCCUCGUGGCUGUACAGCAGGCUAUUUGCGUGUCUAUCGUAUCGUUCAAGGUCAAGACGGUCAAUUGUGCCUGACGUUUAUUCAUCGUACACCGAUUGAUCAAGUGCCUCAUGCUCUGCUUGCUUUCCAAGGUCGUUUAUUAGUCGGUGCAGGCAAAGCACUUCGUAUUUAUGAUAUGGGUAAGAAGAAGAUGUUGAGAAAGUGUGAGACCAAGACGUUUCCCAACUGCAUUGUGUCUUUGCAUAACCAAGGCCAUCGUAUCAUUGCGACAGAUGUUCAAGAAUCAGUGCAUUAUGUGAUCUAUAAACAUGCUGAUAAUCGUCUGGUGAUAUUUGCAGAUGAUACAGUGCCUCGUUGGAUGACAGCGUCUACAAUGGUGGAUUAUGAUACCAUUGCUGGUGGUGAUAAGUUUGGUAACUUUUUUGUGACUCGAUUACCACACACUAUUUCUCGAGAAAUAGAUGAGGAUACAACAGGCAAUCGUAUUUAUCAUGAAAAGGGAUACCUUCAAGGUGCUCCUAAUAAGGUGGAAAGUGCUUGUGAAUAUUUUGCAGGGGAUAUCAUCACAUCUAUUCAUCGCACUGCUCUUUUAUCAGGUGGUCGUGAAGUGUUGUUGACCACUUCCCUUUUAGGUGCUAUUUCAAUCUAUGUUCCCUUUUUAUCUAAAGAAGAUGUCGAGUUCUUUCAAAUGCUUGAAAUGCAUAUGCGUGCAGAAGCAUCUCCACUUGCUGGAAGAGAACAUUUACUCUAUCGAAGUUAUUACGCACCUGUCAAGAAUGUCAUUGACGGUGAUUUAUGUGAACAAUACAAUGCUUUGCCUGCUGAAAAGAGGCGUAUGAUUGCUGAAGAAUUAGAACGAUCUGUUGCUGAUGUACAAAAGAAGAUUGAAGAUAUCCGUAUGCGUUCAGGAUUCUAA